Gopherus evgoodei (Goodes thornscrub tortoise) is the source of this 1206-nucleotide messenger RNA. It is a transcript of the gene EBPL, whose product is annotated as EBP like. Gene Ontology annotation, molecular function: cholestenol delta-isomerase activity. The record is from RefSeq and is a predicted model, not a curated record. Gene Ontology annotation, biological process: sterol metabolic process. The transcript has 4 exons. Lineage: Eukaryota; Metazoa; Chordata; Testudines; Testudinidae. Gene Ontology annotation, cellular component: endoplasmic reticulum; membrane. The coding region runs from base 6 to 641 and encodes 211 amino acids.
GCGGCAUGGCCGGGCGCGGGGCCGCAGCUCCCCCGCUGCUGAGCGCGGCGGCGGCGGGCUCGUUGGCGGUGUGCGCGGCGCAGCUGGGCCUGGCCUGGGCGCUGGGCCGGAGGCUGGGCGGGCGCUGUGCCGCGGCGGAUCGCUGGGUGCUGGGCUGGCUCUGCUACGACGUGCUGGUGCAUUGCACGCUGGAGGGCCCUUUUGUGUACCUGUCUUUAAUAGGAACAGUGGCAGAGUCAGACAACAUAUUUGCCUCUCUGUGGAAAGAAUAUGGAAGAGCAGAUGCAAGGUGGCUUUAUUCUGAUCCAACCAUUGUGUCUCUGGAAAUACUAACUGUUGUUUUGGAUGGCCUUCUAGCACUGAUUCUCAUUUAUGCUAUUAUCAAAGAUAAGUACUACAGGCAUUUCAUACAGAUUACAUUGUGUGUUUGUGAAUUAUAUGGUGGGUGGAUGACAUUCUGCCCAGACUGGCUCAUUGGAAGUCCUAACCUAAACACCAGUAACUGGCUUUAUCUGUGGGUCUACCUGGUAUUUUUUAAUGGCAUAUGGAUAGUGUUACCUGGACUUUUAUUGUGGCAGUCCUGGUUAGGACUUAAGCAAAUGCAUCAUGAAAAAUCAAAUACCAGAAAGAAGAUUAGAUAAGCCCACUUCGUUAACUGAGAGAUUGUAAAUUGUGAGUGUAAGCAGCAGCAUUGUUUUUGCAGAGAUGCAAUCAACUGUUCAUCUUUGUAGCUCACAUGUAAAUUUUGUUGUAGGACAUUGUAUUUCAGGCUGAUCCUUUCUUAAGAGGAGGAAAAUAAUGUACUUAAUCAAUGAAGUAUAUAAAAGUACUCAAACCAAUUGCCAUAUUACUACACUGCAUACAAUAAUAAACAAUAUAUUUAUAACAAAGUGGCAUGCAGAUAUUUUUCUUUUCUUCCCUCCUCAAAAGAAAAAUGUUCUUAUCCCACCGGAAUCCUUGAACCACCUGAAGCAAGCAAGCAAGCAAGCAGUGAAAUACUCAAGGUGGCUUUACAUCCUGAUUCCACAGCCCUGUUCACCCUUCAAUCUCUAAGUAUCAUCAAAGUCCAGAGUUUCAUUUAUAUCUGAAGCACAUUGUUUCUCAAACAUCAGGACUCUUAGCAACAAAUUUUGACUUACAUGGAAAAGUAUUAGUAAUGCAAUCUGUCUACUUAAGGUAUUAAAUUUGAAUGAGAACUUGCUGCUU